Messenger RNA from Zychaea mexicana, 1872 nucleotides. Its product is annotated as Cupredoxin. The coding region runs from base 1 to 1872 and encodes 623 amino acids. NCBI's taxonomy places the organism in Eukaryota, Fungi, Mucoromycota, Mucoromycetes, Mucorales, Lichtheimiaceae. Gene Ontology annotation, molecular function: oxidoreductase activity; copper ion binding. The record is from RefSeq and is a predicted model, not a curated record. The transcript is spliced from 3 exons.
AUGCAUAUUACCCCAUUGCCUUUGUUCGUCUUUUUCUUUAUAUAUCUGGCAGUUAUCGCUGUUGUCAAUGGCUACGAAACUCAUUACUUUGAGUUAAACAUUACCCGUGAAAGUAUUGAUCCUGACUGUUCUGGGUAUAAAGGCGGCAAACUUCUGGUGAACGGUCAAUUGCCGGGACCACCCAUUGAAGUGACGACAGGCGACAGAGUCAAGAUGCUGGUACGAAACUUAUUACCAAAGCAUGACCCAAUCGUGUUCUCCGAAGAUUCGGUGCUCGGUGGUCAUUCGAACGAUGUUGCUAUUCAUUGUCACGGAAUUCGUCAAAUAGGCUCCAACGAAGCCGAUGGCGUACCAUUCUUGACACAAGAUCCUAUAAAGCCACAAGAUAGCUACUUAUACGACUUUCGAGUGACCGAGCAAGCGGGAACUUUCUUUUACCAUAUGCAUGUCCUGGCUUCAGAAGAAACGGUGAUGGGCGCGUUUAUCGUCUACGAAUCCAAGGAUGCCAACCCUAGACAACGAAGAAGCAGUCAUGAUAGACUCGUCGCUGGGCCGUACCAUUACGAUGAAGAAAGGACUAUUGUGAUGAGCGAGUGGUGGCACAACACAUCGGAUGAGAUUGCAGAGUACAUGCUUGGUCCUAAAUUUCACGGUAUUCCCGAAGCACACAGCAUCUUGUUGAAUGGACAGACGCUAUACCAUCCAAAGCAUCCUAAGGGCCCUGAUUGUGGUGGUUACUCGGUCAUUUCUGUGGACCCAGAAAAGACAUACCGUAUCCGCGUCAUUGGUGCCAUGGUGUUCCGCACUCUUGGAUUUGCUAUUGCUCAUCACGAUCUAACCGUCAUUGAGUCUGACGGCACUCUGCUCCAGCCAUAUGAUGUGCCGUACUUGGAAAUGACACCAGGACAGCGCUUCUCCAUUUUACUGCGUCCUGCUACUCAAAAUCACAAGCGACAAGGCGACUAUACAAUCAAUACUAUCCGCCGUUAUGCUGCAGGCGUAGAUCCAGCUUCGAACGGAAUGGCCAUCCUGCGAUACACAUCGUCUGACUCGUCAUAUGACCGUCCUCAUCACCAUCAAAAAGCUAGCAGCGAUGACACAUUAUACGACGGGGUAUCAAUAUUUUCCACGCCUCACGAUAAAUACAAGUUUCCUCCAGACAUGUCAUACUGGUACUGGUCGAAACUUAGGCCAGUCGAGCCGGUGGUAUCGGUUCUCAAACGUAAACCAUCUCGGACACUUAUAUUAGACACUGGAAGCAAAAAGUUGCCGACCGGGGCAGAGCGCUGGUACGUCAAUGAUGUCGUCUUUACGGAUCCCAAAGAAACCCUUUUGACGUCCACCAUGUCGGGAAAGCGACAAGAACAAUAUCGACUGCCUAAAACUGGAGCAGCAUCACGUCAGCGGACCAAAUCAAUCUCUACAACUGGAUACGAUCCAUAUCUGGAUACUUAUCCUUUGGAGUAUAUGGAAGUAGUCGAUUUUGUGAUCCAGUCUACGUACGUAAAAGGAGGCGCGCCCUGUCGAAGUCAUCCUUGGCAUACGCAUGGCCAUUCGUUUUACGAGCUUGCUUAUGGCUCCGGUCUUUACGACGAAACAACCGAUGGUGAUUUACGCAAUGUGCCUCACCCAUUUUUACGGGAUGUUGUCUUGGUUUACCCGGCUGAAGACUUAAGGGUAUCAGAAGCUGCAGCAAACGGUACAGUAUUACCGUGUGGCUGGACGAAAAUACGCCUUACCGCCGACAACCCUGGCUUUUGGGCUACACAUUGUCAUAAUGCUUUCCACAUGCUCAUGGGCAUGAUGUUCACCAUGGAGAUCGCUCCUGAGCUGCUGCUGACUGAAGCGGGCAAAAAUUUAACAAUGUCCUGA